This is a messenger RNA of Stereum hirsutum FP-91666 SS1, 1224 nucleotides long. RefSeq lists its product as uncharacterized. The record is from RefSeq and is a predicted model, not a curated record. Lineage: Eukaryota; Fungi; Basidiomycota; Agaricomycetes; Russulales; Stereaceae. The transcript is spliced from 3 exons. Bases 1 to 1224 code for a protein of 407 amino acids.
AUGCCUCCUGCUCCCUCCUCUCCCAACCAUAACGAUCUGCUUCGUCUGGUGUACUCUAAGUCUGCGUUUGACAUCUACUCCAACACUUACACCACUUCGUCACCGUCUUCCUCUUUCUACACUGGCGACAGCCUGUGGCCCAUGGGAAAUAAGUCCUCAGCCUCCAAUCCAGCCUUCUCCCAGACCUCUCUAGUGGCACCAUCGCUUCUUGGUUCUACUGCUUCACCCUUUCCUCCGAUGCCAGGCCUUAAAACUCACGGAACGAUUCGAAACACUGGACCUCAGCUUGAGGACAUGCAUCCCGCUCUGAGAAAGCAAUAUUCCAAGGAGUACCCAUGCUGUAGGAAUGUCAAGGCGAGCGACAUAGGUCGUCAUCGUCAAAACGCCAUCCAUCUUACGAAAAUCGAUGCCUCUUUGGUCAAUGCACACAUGUUUUACAGUUGUUGUCCUGCUUGGCCGGACUGCGCUGGCAGCCCAGUUUCUCGGACGGACUCGAUAAGGCGCCACAUGAAGCAAUGCGCCGUAUACCAGAAGGCGAAGGUAAAAUACGGUCUGAGCAGAGAUCCGAUUUGGUUCAUCGGGAAGCCAACAGCCAACGGUCGCCGUCGCUAUCUUCAAGGCGAGCGCGGACCUGGAAUCUUGGAGCCGUGGACUCCCAACGUCAAGCCCGCGCAAUCGAAUGUUUUGCCCUUGACUCGUUGCGACCACUUUGUUUCUACAAGCGCCUCCUCUUCUUCGCCUCUGUCUCCUUCGUCUGUCUCAACUUUUUUCACUUCGGCCACGACCGACAGAUCUCAGAGCAGCGUCCCCGGAGUGCUUGCGGUCUCUGACGUGACCUCCACUGAUCCACCAGCUGUAGAUCCCCCUGUUCCGCGCUGCCAUCCUGACCAGGACGCCAAAAAUGUCGAGGAAAAGGCUCCUUCUCAGUUGAGCAAGGCCUCAGAUCUGUCGACCCCAGAAGACUUCUUCGACUUCUCUGCUUUCACGUCCUCCGCUGGUAUCUCGACCCCGCUCCCGACCGCUGCACUCCAGUUUUACUCUACACUGCCCGAUACACCUCACACUUGCUUCGACUUCGACCAGGAAAUACUCUGCGAAAACUCAUGGGACACUAACCCUGCGGGCGCGUACGUUGUACGAAACGAUCGGGCUACCUGGGAGGAAUCUCUCAAUCAGCAGAAGGGUUACCCUCCUUCGUUUUUCGGCGGAACACCCUCUAUGUAA